Molecule: messenger RNA, 3750 nt
Organism: Mauremys mutica (yellowpond turtle)
Lineage: Eukaryota; Metazoa; Chordata; Testudines; Geoemydidae
Gene: SGPP2
Product: sphingosine-1-phosphate phosphatase 2
Exons: 5
Coding region: 373-1191 (272 amino acids)
Biological process (GO): phospholipid dephosphorylation; sphingosine metabolic process
Cellular component (GO): endoplasmic reticulum membrane
Molecular function (GO): sphingosine-1-phosphate phosphatase activity
Source: RefSeq, a predicted model, not a curated record
UAUCGUCAUGCAGUGAGAAUAGCGUGACUAUUUCAGAUCCACUGAUAGAUCAUCAAUUUAGUCCUCAGUUUGUUUUCUGGAAGCUAGUUUUGGUGACAAAUGUCAGGGGCUUUGGAUGCUAUGUGUGACAUAUGUAAUGCUUUGGGGAUAUGAGAUAUUCAGCAAUUAUGUGGAGAGAUGUGACAGAAGUUAUAUUUAAAGACUAUUGUAUCAAAUUUAUAAAAGGAUUGUGCACAGAAGUAUGUUGUGAAGAAUUAUUUCUACUACUACCUGUUCAAGUUUUCAUCUGCCUUGGGUGAAGAGAUUUUUUACAUCACAUUCCUUCCAUUCACCUACUGGAACAUCAAUCACGAUGUGUCGAGGAGGCUGAUAAUGAUGUGGUGUAUUGUUAUGUACAUAGGCCAAGUCACUAAAGAUAUCCUGAAGUGGCCUCGUCCUCAUUCACCUCCUGUGGUGAAGCUGGAAAUGAGAGCAGAAUAUGGAAUGCCAUCCACCCAUGCCAUGGCAGCUACAUCCAUUUCCUUCACAUUUUGUAUUGCAACAAUAAACCAAAACAAGUACUCACUUGUGUUAGGACUAAUGGCAGCAUUUGUAUUUUCUACCCUGGUGUGUCUCAGCAGACUUUACACUGGAAUGCACACUGUACUGGAUGUGAUUGGUGGAACUCUGAUUUCAGCUGCGUUAAUUGUACUCACAUAUCCUGCAUGGGAUAUCAUAGACCACUUGAUGUUAACCAGUCCAUUCUGCCCUAUACUUUCCAUAGUCGUGCCCCUUCUCCUAUGUUACAACUAUCCCAAACUAGAGGAUUACAGCCCUACUCGAGCAGACACAACAACUGUCCUUGGAGCAGGAGCUGGAGCAACCGUAGGAUUCUGGUUAAAUAACCUAUGUGCAGCACCAAACUAUCCCAACCAAAGUCUUCAUCUCAGCCUUCCUCCAAUCAGUGAAAUGAUGAUGGUGGUGCUGGCAAAGUUUUUAGUGGGGAUUUUUAUUCUUUUGGUCACACGUUAUUUCAUCAAAGGCAUGGCCCUCCGUGUGUUGUGUUCUAGGUACCAGGUUUCUCUCAACGAUCUAGAAGCCAGACGACGACUGGAAAUAGAAGUGCCCUACAAAUUUAUAACAUAUUCUUCUGUUGGCUUCAGUGCUACAGCGCUUGUGCCAUUAGUACAUGAGUUAUUAGGAUUAAUAUGAGUGUGAUGCCUUGUUAGAAAUAGUUUAUUGCAAAACCAUGUUGGAGAUGCAAAGAAUUUACUCAAAGGAAAAGACUUGACCAAAAAAUGUGUUGUGCCUUUCUGCACUGGCCUAAAAUAUCUACUAUUGACUAUCCCAGGGAAUCAUUGAAUGUAAAUAAUUUAAGAUUAGAAAUUACUGGCUAGUCUGUACCAACAGCUACAGAUCUGUGAUCCAGGUGGUUAGUAUGAUGAGUACAAAAACAAGAACUCCUGUGUGUUUUGUUUACUUUCCAAAAAGUUAGCAUGUGCUACAGUGUCAGUGUUGUGUCACUAUCGGUUCAGCCUCAGUACUUCACUCCUCCGUUUUGGAAGCAUCACAAAGGUGAUGCUCACACGGUUGGAGAUAUGGUAGGUUUCCCUCACUGCAUCCUGCAAUCUCCGAUGGCCUCCCACACUUCAAGUAAGGGAUUCUGUUUUAUGCAUGCCAUGGAGUGUGUAGCAGAUGCAAGAGAGCAAUUCUGCUGCCGGGACAGAACCAGCUCCACAGUGGUCAGGAAGUGGGGUUAGUGUAAAUAAGUGUGCAUGUGUGAGCAGCAGGGUUGAGGAGGCCUCAUGUGGGGAAGAAGCUCCCAACCUAGUAUUAAAGCUCCACUCUCCAGCCUAUCACAGCUCAAUAUUGUGUUCUCCUGGGUAACUGGGCAGCCAAAGGAAGAAGUUGCUGAGGGGGGCAAAUCCACAGGGACGGCAGCAGGAAAUGAGAAGUGAUCAGAAAGAGGUAAGCCUGGCUAAGUGGGUGGCUACCCAAAACCAAAAUGAGAAUGGCUUGAAAUGACAUAGGGCCUGAUGCUGCCAUGAAGCUGCGCUUUAAAACUGGCCUGCGUUCAGUGGACGUGUCCUGCUGACUAAGAUGUCAGGCUCUCUGAAUAGAUGCCCUUGGGAACUAACAUGCACAGAAACCAUAAACCGAGAUAAGGUUACAUGUAUGUGUUUCCCUUGUGACUGCUCUUAAUUGUUAAACGUUGAAAUUUUAUGACACUUUUUGUACUUGUUACUUGAUGUAAUCUGUCUUCUCAGUACACAGACAGUUGGCCUUGUUAAGACUUGUUUUACCUAUCGGAAUUCUUCAGAAAACUAACUUUUUUCUUUUGUGUUUCAUACCAAAAAUCUGACUGAAGUAUUACUAAAAAUUCUGCUUGGCUAUGCUUCAGCUAGGGAAGUGAGCACACAAUGGGGAGCCACGUGCUCCUAAAUCAAUAUCCCAGCUGCCAUGGAUUCCCUCUUGGGAAAGCCACUUAUCCACCUUGCCUCAGCUCCCCCAUUCCUAAAAGUGCAACAAUAAUUUCUGCCUACCUCACAGGGAUGUUGUGAGGACUAAUUAGUGUUUGAAGUGUAUUAUGGAAAGUGCUGAGUAUUAAUAGUCAAGUGACCAUAAAACACACUGAUACAAUGGCCAUAAUUUUCUGGUGCUAAGCUCCACUAUGAUUUGUCUUCUAUGCAUCAGUACACAAGAAUAGUCAUGUUCUUAACCAUUAAUAGUUAAGGGUGGCUGCUGCUGCUGUGACUUCCAGGACACUAAAAAGUAUUAGCAAUUGCACCAAUAAGCUGCUAGAAGUUCAGCUGUGAUUGUAGUUCAACAACAACAAAAAAAAGAAUGGGUAAUGCUGCUAGACCUUGACUCCUCCUACACUUCCCCAUCACAUUAUGAAUGUGCCAAUCUAUAUAUUAUACUGCUGCAUUUACAGCUGAAAGCAGGGCCUGUGAGCCUUUUUCUUAGAUAAUUUAUAAGAAGUAGAGCCAUCACUCUUUCCUACUGGCCACUGCUUUUUUUUAAAUUUGUGUAGGUUUGAGCUUCUAGGCCAUUACAAAGGCUACCAUCUUCCCCUGUAAAAUGAAUGUUUAAUUUGUGAGCAGCGUUAAAUGUGGAAGAAGAAUGUAAAUGGGGUGAAUUGCCAGUGUUGGCUAGUUUUAGAUUCAUGUAUUCAGACAGUAUGGCUUUGCCCUGCUCGCCAUUGAGCAGAUUUGGAAGAGAUGCUUGCUUUUAGAAAAAGUUAGGAACCACUCCAGGAGAAUACGAGAUACAAGCUGACAUUUCAAAUAUAGCGUUAAGUACACACAUACAGCCGACCCAAAAUUUAAUAGCCGUUUAGUAAAUAUGAACACUUCAGUACCAAAAUGUAUAGAAGACCGUAGCUAAAUCAAGCUGCACUUCACCACUACACCAGAAGAAAUACCUUAAAACACCUUCCAAUAAAGGUGUUUUAUAAUAUAGGGCUGCAUGAAGGCAAAGAUCUGAAGCCCUGUAGAGGUGUUAUUUCAUGUCAUAGCAAAAGGGACUAAAGCAGAAAAAAGGUACAAUAAGUGGAAGCUUCCUUAACUCAUAACACUAAGUCAACUAGACUCAAAAAGUGGCUUAAGUUUAGCUGGGUCUUUCAUACAGUUUUAGUUAAAAUAUUGCUUUUCUGAACUGUGGCUAUUCUGUGCUAUCAAACUUUUAUAAUAUAGAUCUAAGCUUGGAUUUAUAAAGUAUGUGCACAUUUCUAUUUUUUGUAGCAUUCCAUUGCAUGUGAUUUAUGCAACC